Molecule: messenger RNA, 4552 nt
Organism: Nannospalax galili (Upper Galilee mountains blind mole rat)
Lineage: Eukaryota; Metazoa; Chordata; Mammalia; Rodentia; Spalacidae
Gene: Mcur1
Product: mitochondrial calcium uniporter regulator 1
Exons: 9
Coding region: 13-699 (228 amino acids)
Biological process (GO): calcium import into the mitochondrion; positive regulation of mitochondrial calcium ion concentration
Cellular component (GO): mitochondrion; mitochondrial inner membrane
Source: RefSeq, a predicted model, not a curated record
AUGAACUACUAGAUGAUGCAGAUACGGAAAUACAGUAAGCUGAGCCUGUCUGCUGAGCGCCUGCACCUGCAGCCCAAACUAGGGAAUUUCUCCUCUGGGAAUCGGAAGUUCUACUUUGACACCCACGCCUUGGUGUGCUUACUUGAAGCAAAUGGGUUUACUGCUCAGCAAGCAGAAAUCAUUGUGUCUGCAUUGGUCAAGAUCACAGAGGCCAACAUGGAUAUUAUCUACAAAGACAUGGUCACUAAAGUGCAGCAGGAAAUCACUCUUCAGCAAAUAAUGUCUAAGAUUGCAAAUGUGAAAAAGGACAUGAUCAUUUUGGAGAAGAGUGAAUUUUCAGCCCUCAGAGCAGAAAAUGAGAAAAUAAAACUUGAACUACACCAGUUAAAACAACAUGUGAUGGAUGAAGUGAUCAAAGUCCGGACAGAUACCAAAUUAGACUUCAAUCUGGAAAAGAGCAGACUAAAAGAAUUGUGUUCACUGAACGAAAAGAAGCUUCUGCAACUGAAGACGGAAGUACUGGCCCUGCAUGCCCAGCAAGAUCGGGCCCUGACUCAGACAGACAGGAAGAUAGAAACCGAGGUUGCCGGCCUCAAGACUCUGCUGGAGGUACACAAGCUUGAUACUAUCAAAUACUUAGCAGGGUCUGUAUUCACGUGCCUAACAGUAGCUCUGGGAUUUUAUCGCCUGUGGAUGUAAUGAAGUGUCUAUUUAAAGAAAUUUCCAUUAUUUUGCCUUAAAAGUACCAGAUUGUUGUUCCUCACACCCCCCUUCUUUGUUUCAAAGUUAAAUCCUGAUUUGACUUCAUGCAUAUUAUUUAUUUCUAUGCAAACUAUGGGCACAUAACCAUGGUGAAGAAGUGGGGAGCUCUGUGAUCAAUCCUCAGAUCUUCCCUGUUUUGUUGGCUUUUUGGCCAAGUGCUGUGGACAAAGCCUUCAAGACUCCAUUCAGCUAAACCAGUGGACUUGGUCUUGCCUGUGAUUUAUACCAAAAGUCUGUAUUGGUAUAAUUCUCUAUAACUCUAGGUAUUUUGUCACAUAGAGGAUUUGGGAUCACUUUUUGAAGAUAAAGUAACUUUAAAUAUGGACCAUCUUUGAACUUCAACCCGGAACGCCAGCUCCUCCCUGCCUGUUGCCACAGUCACUCCCUGCCAUGCCAUGCGGUGAUUGCAGCAGCUGGUGUGUUAGUGAUGCAGCUGUGCUGAUACACCUUGGUGGCUUUUUCUCUGAUGUCUGUUGUCUUAGUAACAUUGUCAUGGUUUUUAUUAAUGUGCCUUUCAGCUAGAAAAUCUUGUUACCUAAUGAAGCACUGUAAUUGUAACAGGAGUUCUUACUGCUUACAUUCACUUUGGGGGACUCAAGGGAAAGGGGGAUUUUGUUUUUGAGACAAGAUUUUGCUAUGUAGCCCAGACUGGCUUCAAACUCACAGUCCUGCCUCAGCCUCUCAAGUGCUGAAGUUAUAAGCAUAUGCCACCAUGCUGGCUUCUUUUACCUUUUAGAAUGCUCGAUUUCCCUUCCCUCUUCACCGUCUCCGUCCCUCAUGCCAGAAGGGCAGUGAUACCGCACUGGUAGCCUUACCUACCUAAAGCUUUGCAGUUCUCAGCAUCAACUACUCUUUGUGGUUCAGAGUCAACUUCCUCUGGUCUCCAUCUGCUUUUUAUGAUGUGCUGAGCUUUCCUCCUGUGGAGUAGCCAGAUAGUGUGCACAGCUUUCGUGAUAGAAUAGAUGUCAUUGGUGAAUCCCUCUUCGCCUGUGAGCAGCUCGCGUUAUCACUUUCCAAAGGAGAGAGCCACCAUGCUCAGCCUUGGCCUGAUCCAGAUUCAUUUCGUUCGUGGUUGAAGACAUCUUCACACCCACCUUACCUCUAUAUUUAAAACAAAUAAACCCUGGGUGUCACUGGGGUUAUUUUGGAGAUGUUCGUUCUUGUCUGAUUUAAGUGCUGACUCAUGGACAAGACUAAGCAUUGGGAAGCUGGGACCUUUCUGGUUUUUCCACACACAUGCGUGGUGCACAAAAGCUGGUACAUUGCAGAAGCCACACAAGAUUGGCGGAGGAAUAAAUCACCCUUUAUCAUUCUUCCAACCACAUUGCCCCCUAAAACAAAAGUUACCUUUUGUUCCUUGGAUAUAAUUUCUAAGUUUUAGAUGUUAUUAAGUCCUUGCCUUUUUUGAAAACAUUUGUGUAAAAAGAUUCUGAGUUCCCCAUUAUACAGAAAUCAAGUACUUUUGUAUUGGACUGGUUUCAGAGUGAAAUAUAAGUUUAGCCUUUUCAAAUAGAUUACAAAUUGUCUUAUCCACUUAAUAGAAUAUGUUGUUACUACACUCAUCCCCUUUCAAUGAAGAGUCCCAAAGACUGCCCACCCAGCAGUUGCCUUACCACGCUAUAGGCCUGGUGAAUGCCACCCCAGCUAGACCACAAUUGUUCCUGCUUCAUGUCGGCACAGCUAGAGAAAGGGCUAGAAGGCCCAUCGCUCUUAGCAGGUCACAUUGCCAAAUAAAGACUGGCUCCCAGGAGGAAAAGGCACUGGACAAUUGUUUCCCAAUACAUGCUAACCUUAGCUAGUUUAAAAAUAGAGGGUGAGUGUCCUUCCAUCCUAUCAAGUGUGUUUUAAGUAACACAUGCCAGAGUGAUGUUCUUGCAUCUGCUCAAAGUAUUCCACAGUGUUUGUGGUGAUGGUGAGCUGUGUCAUUGAUUUUGCUGUGGAGUUCUGUUAGCACAGAACAGUCACUUUGGCCUUCACAAUGAACUGUCAUCUCAUUGAGGAUUUGGGACUGUUUCCUAAACUGUAUUAAAUUUGAAAAGCAUUGAGCCAAAAAUACACAUGUAACCCUCCCAUCACUGGCUUGGACAUGUGUGAACAGGAUAAGCAUGCUACCACCAGGCACUGCACUGGCACUUUGGGUGCUGCCUGGCUAGUGAGGACCCAGAGCUCUAUGGGAAACUAGGCAGAGGUGCACGGAGUGUGAAACACUUGGCAAAGCUUCUGGGUAGCAAACUGGGAUGUGGCCCACAGGGAGGUUAACCAUAGUGAGAUGGGGUGGAAGGGUCAAAUGGGCUUUGGCUUUCCUUUGCUUCCCAUACAUGUCACUCUUCAUUCUUAAAGGGUUCCCCCAUUUUCCUGCUGUACUGUUUUCUCCCCUCCUCUGCCCUUUUUUGUGCUUGCUAGGGGUCAAACCUCAAGCUUUGCAUAUGCUGGGCAACCAGUCCUGCCGUCUCCACAGCCCUUGGUGGUUUGUAGUUCUGAUUAGUUUAGGGGUUUUGCUGCUGUUAUGGGUUUUUUCUUGUUUUGGCUUUGUUGUGCUUUGAGACAGGGUCUCUCUGUAGCCCCAGCCGGCCUGGAGCUUGCUGUGUAAUCAGGCUGGCUUCGCAGAAAUACACAUGGCUCUGCUGGAACCUUGUUUUUUAAGAGGAGGUCUUGCUGUAUAGCUCACAUGUGCCUAAGUGCCCCAUCCUCCUGCCUCAGCCUCCCAAGUGUUGGGAUUACAGGCACUAGUCAGCAUGCCUGGCUCCCUCUUGUCUUUUUAAAAAAGCCUGAACUCCAGUUUCACUCCUUUAGUAUGACCACUAGUAUGCAAAACUUUGGGGUUCCUUGACUUUCGUAUCACUUUGACUUUCUCAGCUGGUGUUCUAGUGUUGUAUCUUGCAACACUAAAGCUGAUUGUGUACAUUUUCCCCUCAAGUAUGCAAGGCACCUCAGUUGGGAAGUCACGGGUUCAAGAAGAAAGGCCUGACUUAGCACAGAAGUACUGCUGGAGUCUGUCCUACCAGGAUCCUGAGCUAUAGCACACGUGCCUAGACUGUCCCAUACACACGCCUGGACUGUCCGGUAUGGGUCUUAAGCUGCUGUCUCCUUCGUAGCUGUGUGGAGGCUCCAUCUUCCCUCUGACUUUGCUAGUCCCUCCUCCCCAGCUUUCCAGUCUCCGAUGAACCAUGUCACUACUGUGAGCAGCUCCCUUCCCCCACCCAUGUGUGCUGUGUCCCAGGACUGGCGUCCAUCUGAACAAGUGCCUGACAGAUCCCACUCUAGAACUUGUGUCUAGAAAACUUUGACUUUAACCUGAGAAGAUCAAAAUUGUUAAACAGCUUUUAUGGCACUAAAGAAAGAAUUUUUUAACCAGGAAUAGCUUAUUCUUUAUGUAUGUAAGAUAUUUGAGAAUGUUUAACUGGUGGAAUUUUAUUCAGAAAAUAUUUAUCUUUUUACAGAUUUGCACUUACAUUCCUUUGAUUACAAUUCAGAACAUUUCUUAACUUUAGCAAAUAUUCAAUUAUCUUUUAUUAUCGUAUAGAGUGAAUAUAUUUUAUUACCCAAAUAAAAGAUUUAAUUUUAUGUGACUAAUAGACUUUUCUGAUGGUUCAGAUUGAAUAUGAAAAGCUACAAUGCCUUCUUCCUGGAACAACUGUAUUUAAACCAUUAAUCCUAUCCAUUGUAAAAUGAUACCACUUUCUUACCUAUGGUGAGUUGUAAGUAAAUCUAAUACCUAAAAAUAUGGGUUUACAUAGAAUAUACAUUUGAAAGUGAACAUCUGAUUUGCAAAAUAAAUUUUUAUUUGAAA